This is a messenger RNA of Ctenocephalides felis (cat flea), 737 nucleotides long. RefSeq names its product synaptobrevin homolog YKT6-like. Bases 76 to 681 code for a protein of 201 amino acids. Gene Ontology annotation, cellular component: Golgi apparatus. Gene Ontology annotation, biological process: endoplasmic reticulum to Golgi vesicle-mediated transport. The transcript has 4 exons. Gene Ontology annotation, molecular function: SNAP receptor activity. The record is from RefSeq and is a predicted model, not a curated record. NCBI's taxonomy places the organism in Eukaryota, Metazoa, Arthropoda, Insecta, Siphonaptera, Pulicidae.
AAUUAAUUUAGUCGUAGAUUUAGUAGUAAAUUUAGUUAAUUAGUCGUUUUAAUAUUUCAAUAAUAAUAUAAUAAAAUGGUUAAAUUAUAUUCGGCCAGUAUUCUUUACAAAGGCUCCACAAGUGUCUCCCUACUUAAAUCAGUAUAUGAAUUACAGAGCUUCAGUUUUUUUCAAAGAGGAUCUGUUCAAGAGUUUCUAGGGUUUGUCAGUCAAACUAUUGUGGAACGUACACAAGCAGCGGCUAGGCAGUCAGUGAAAGAAAAUGAAUAUACAUGCCAUGUAUAUGUAAGAGGUGAUGGUUUAGCAGGUGUUGUUGUAUCAGAUCAUGAGUAUCCGAGUCGCGUGGCACAUACAAUGAUCACUAAAAUACUUGAUGAGUUUGCGGGAAAAAUUUCUCCGGAAUCGUGGCAAAAAGGUCCUGAGGCUUGUUCCAUAUAUCCCGUUAAUGUUCUGGCAGCACAUCUAACACAUUGGCAGAAUCCAAAGGAGGCAGAUGCUAUGACUAGAAUUCAGGAAGAUUUGGAUGAAACCAAAAUAAUACUUCAUAACACGCUAGGAGCUGUUUUGGAACGUGGGGAAAAGUUAGAUGAUCUUGUUAACAAAUCGGAGAUGUUAUCAAUUCAAAGCAAAGCAUUCUACAAGACAGCAAAGAAAACAAAUUCGUGUUGUAGUUACAGCUAAAUCGAUCAAUAUAACAAAUAAACAUUAUUUAUUUGUUAUAUUCCGAUUUUGUAUAG